Brienomyrus brachyistius is the source of this 3375-nucleotide messenger RNA. Its product is annotated as NACHT, LRR and PYD domains-containing protein 12-like. The record is from RefSeq and is a predicted model, not a curated record. The transcript has 12 exons. NCBI's taxonomy places the organism in Eukaryota, Metazoa, Chordata, Actinopteri, Osteoglossiformes, Mormyridae. Bases 231 to 3320 code for a protein of 1029 amino acids. Gene Ontology annotation, molecular function: protein binding.
GGAAAGAUCCCCAGUAGCGCUUCUUAGCUCACGGUGGGGGAAUGAGCCGGUGGCUGAAGGUGCCCCAAGAUAGCGCCCCCUGGAGCCUCGGCUGGGUUAUGGACCGGGCCAGUGGGGCCAGUGCCCUGGGGCCUCAGGACAUUAGAAGCUGUGAGUGGCAACAUUUAUAGUGCAAGCCAUGAAAUGCCCCCCCUGUGGGGUGUAAGAGAAAGAGCCCUGAGAGUGUCCUGAUGAAGAGAGCAGACUCCCCUGUACCCAGCUGUGUUUCCAUGAAGAGUGACGCGUCAAUGGACCCCCCACCCCACUUCAGAGAGGGACCUUUUCAUGCAGAUCAAAGAGAUCAAAUGGAAGAUUGCAGUUCAGAUCUACAUGAUAAAUCGGGUUUAUCAUCCAUAUUGAAGUCGCUAGAGGAAAAAGCCAUGAAGUUCCUAAAGGAGGAACUGGAGACGUUUGUGAGGCACCUAGAUCAGAAUUACCCAGAAUGCUCUGAGCCUCAGCUGGAGGAGGACAAUGACCUGGACUGUGAUGGUCAGAUGCAGAAGACCAGUGUUAGAGAGGUAGCUCUGAAGAUCACACUGUACAUUCUGAGGACCAUGAAGCAAGAUGAUCUUGCUGACCUGCUGGACAAGAGAAAGCUCAUGCUACAGGGAUUCAAACGUAAACUUAAGAAGCAAUUUGAGUGUGUAUUUGAAGGGAAAGCUAAGGAAGGACAGCCAACACUUCUCAGUGAGAUUUACACAGAACUCUACAUAACUGAAGGUGGGACUGGAGCAGUCAAUGAUGAACAUGAAGUGAGACAGAUUGAAACAGCAUCCAAGAAAAGGCGAACAGAAGAUACUACAGUCAAGUGCAAUGAUAUAUUUAAACCCUUAUGUGGACGUGAGACACCUAUCAGAACUGUACUCACUAAAGGGGUGGCAGGUAUCGGGAAAACAGUCUCUGUGCAGAAAUUUAUUCUCGACUGGGCAGAAGGAAAAGCAAACCAGGAUGUUCACUUCAUAUUUGCUCUUCCUUUCCGGGACCUGAAUUUGAUUAAGGGUGAAUACAGUCUGAUUGAACUGCUUCACCACUUUAUCCCAGAACUGAAAUCAUUUCAAUCCACUGAGCUGUUUAGGUACAAAGUCUUGUUCAUCUUUGAUGGUCUCGAUGAGUGUCGCCUUCCUCUGGAUUUUCAGAACAAUGAGAGCUGGUUUGAUCUAACAAAGAAAACGUCACUGAAUGUGCUGUUGACUAACCUCAUUAAGGGGAAUCUGCUCCCAUCCGCUCUCCUCUGGAUAACCUCCCGGCCAGCAGCAGCCAAUCAGAUACCUCCUGAGUGUGUCCACCAGGUGACAGAGAUACGAGGGUUCAGUGAUGCCCAGAAGGAGGAGUAUUUCAAGAAGAGAUUUAAUGAUCAGAGCCUGGCCAGCAGGAUUAUCACACAUGUGAAAUCAUCAAGGAGCCUCUUCAUCAUGUGCCACAUACCUGUGUUCUGCUGGAUUUCAGCCACUGUGCUUAAGAGGCUUUUUAGUGAGACUGACACGGGAGAAAUUCCAAAGACUCUGACUGAAAUGUACACACACUUCCUGAUCUUUCAGACAAGUUUAAAAAAGGUGAGAUUGAUGAAAAACCAUGAAACUAAGCUUAAAGAAUACAGCAAGGAAUUCCUUUUAAAACUUGGUAAACUUGCUUUUGACAAUCUUGAGAAAGGCAACCUCAUAUUUUAUGAGCAAGAUCUGACUGGCAUUGAUGUCACUGAAGCUUCAGUUUACUCUGGAGUGUGCACAGAAGUCUUUAAAGAGGAGUAUGGGUUGUACCAGGAGAAGGUGUACUGCUUUGUGCAUCUGAGCAUCCAGGAGUAUCUCGCUGCUUUAUAUGUGUUUCUGUCAAACUCAUCAGCUGACCUGCUGAAGACUGCAGUGGAUCAGGCAUUAGAGAGCAAGAAUGGACACUUGGACCUCUACCUCCGCUUCCUCCUGGGCCUCUCAACAGACUCCAGUAAGACUCUGUUACAAAAGCUACUGGGGCCAACAGAAACCAGCUCACAUAACAUUAAGGAAACAGCCCAAUACAUCAAGGGGAAAAUAAAGGAGAAUUUAUCUCCAGAAAGGACCAUCAACCUGUUCCAUUGUCUGACUGAACUGGGUGACAAUUCUCUAGUAGAGGAAGUACAAAGAUACCUGAAUUCAGGAAACAUUUCAGCAGAUGACCUCUCACCUGCACAGUACUCAGCUCUGGCCUUUGUGAUGCUGAUGUCAGAUGAGGAGCUGGAUGUGUUUGACCUGAAGAAAUACAUCAGAUCGGAUAAACAGCACUGCAGGCUGCUGCCUGUGGUCAAGAACUCCAGGACGGCUCUGCUGAACAGCUGUGAUCUCAUAGAUAAACACUGUGAAGUGCUGACUUCAGCUCUCAGAUCAAACUCCUCACCCCUGAGAGAGCUGGAUCUGAGCUACAAUCACCCAGGAGAUUCAGGAGUGAAGCUGCUCUCUGCUGCACUGGGGGAUUUACACUGUAAACUGGAGAUACUGAGGCUGUCAGGCUGUAGAGUCACAGAAGAAGGCUGUUCUUCCCUGGCUUCAGCUCUGAAGUUAAACCCCUCACACCUGAGAGAGCUGGACCUGAGCUACAAUCACCCAGGAGAUUCAGGAGUGAAGCUACUCUCUGCUGUACUGGAGGAUCUCAGCUGUAAACUGGAGAAGCUGCAGGUGGGCUGGUGUGAACUCACAGAGAAAUGCUGUGAGGCACUGGCUUCAGCUCUCAGAUCAAACUCCUCACCCCUGAGAGACCUGGACCUGAGUGACAAUGACCUGCAGGACUCAGGAGUGAAGCUGCUCUCUGCUGGACUGGGGGACUUAGACUGCAACCUGGAGAUACUGAGACUGUCAGGCUGUAGAGUCACAGAAGAAGGCUGUUCUUCCCUGGCUUCAGCUCUGAGGUCAAACCCCUCACACCUGAGAGAGCUGGAUCUGAGCUACAAUCACCCAGGAGACUCAGGAGUGAAGCUGCUCUCUGCUGUACUGGAGGAUCCCAGCUGUAAACUGGAGAAGCUGCAUGUGGAUCACGGUGGAGAGUGCAGGACCAGACCAGGCUUACAGAAAUACUCCUGCCAGCUGACGCUGGACCCCAACACUGCAAACAGAGAAGUGUCUCUGUCAGGGGGGGACAGGAAGGUGACAUGGGGGGGGCAAACUCCCCCGUGUCGCUGUGCAUGCUGGGAUAGCUCACUGUGUGCUGGAGGAAUCAUUUUUACCGUAUCAGAGUCUCACAUGUCGCUGCUUCUCCGUGGCAAAAAGGUAAAAUCUCUGCUUUAUAACCAGUAUAACCCUUUUUACUCUGUCUGAAGUGUGAUGUAUGUUAAUAAAACAAGUAAUUGGGUUCUGUAAGCUGAACAAACAU